AUGGAGUGUUUUGGAUACGAGUCGAAGGUUAAGCUCGAACAGAUGGCGUACCCUGCCCGGCUGGAGGUGGCCACCCUCCUAGGAGCGGGGGAGGGGGGGACCGAGGACCCCCCAGGAGCCCCCGCCGCCACCCCAGGCCUUCCUCCUGUAGCAGAUACUACUGUCACGGCUCCUCAGGGGGUCUUUGUCAUCGCGGACUCGGCCAAGAGAUCCAAAUCUGCAGGCAUGGUGGCCUCAGGGCGCGUCGCCUCCUCCGGGCGGGCGCCCCCCCUGCGCCCGGCCGCGCCCGCCCCCGUCACCCGCCUGGCCUCCUCGCCGCGCCCUCGCUCCAGCCCGCGCAUCGGGCGGCGCUGCACGCGGGUCACGCCCCUCCCGCCCGGCACUGUCCUCCACGCCCCUCCGGACGCGACGGACGGCCUGCAGGAGCCCAGCCGCCACGCCAAGGGCAGGGCGUCGUCGCCGGCCGAGCGCCGCCCUCCGCGCCCUUCGCCCGGCAGGAGUCCUUCGCGUCCCCCGUGGAGCGGCAGGAACUCGCGGGCCUCCAGCGCCGCCGCCAGGGAGGACCCGCAGGCGCCGUGGCCCACGUCGUCCCUGGACAGCGGCCCCAUCGAGCACUCCACGCCCGCGGCCUCGUCGUCGCCCGGCCGCGCCUCCUCCAAGGAAAGUCGAAGUCCGUGGCGAGGGAUGUACACAGUGCCAACCAUCAACGUGGCAUCGGAUAGUUCAAGCACAGGAAGGAAGUGGCUGCGGUAUUGUGCCUCUCCGAGCAGUGACGUCAGUAAUUUCACGAGCCUCGAGCACAGCCGCUACGUGACCGAGCGCAUCCACAACCUCGUCACGGCGUUCAGUCAGCGCGCCAGCAGAGUCAAGGCGCAGAUCACGCAGCCUCCCACGCCGUCUACGGAGCUGUCUGAAGGAGGAGAAGACUCCCACCGUCCCGCCGACAUCCGCCAGCGCCUCGACUCCCUGAUGCCCGAGCUCUCGUCCAGGUCGCCGUCGCCGCAGUCUCUGGUGGGCGUGAAUACCCGUCGGGCGCGCCUCCUCCGUCGGUUCCGCUCCUGCAGGAGGGCGCUCGACUUCCCCAAGGCCAUGGAGCCGCAUAGCCGCCUGUACAUCUGGUGGCUCCUCGUCGUCUCCAUCGCGUACGUGUACAACGCGUGGGUGAUUCCCCUUCGCUUCGUGUUCAGCGAGUACCAGAACAAGCACAAUUUGGUGUACUGGAUGGUGGCAGACUACACGGCCGACCUGAUCUACGUCAUGGAUAUUUUGUUGUUCCAGUCGCGAAUUAAGUACCUGGACAACGGCUUCUGGGUCAGUUCCAGUAAGCUUAUGAGGACGCACUAUGGCAAGUCGGCGAAGUUCCGAUACGAUCUUAUUGCCUUGUUGCCUCUCGACUUCCUCUACUUCAAGUUCGGCCCUCUGUCCAUAUUCAGGCUGCCUCGACUGAUCAAGAUCAAAACUUUCUGGGAAUUCUUCAACCGCCUGGACUCGGUGCUGUCGUCUCCCCACGCGGUUCGAGUGGUUCGGACGGUGCUCAACAUGCUCUACCUGAUCCACCUGAACACCUGUGCUUAUUACGGCUUCUCCAAGGUGGAGGGCAUUGGCUCCAACCGAUGGGUCUUUCAGGGCAAAGGCAAUGCGUACAUCCGCUGCUUCUACUUCGCCACCAAGACGGCUACGAGCAUCGGCAAGAACCCGAAGCCGGAGAACGAGGCGGAGUACAUGUUCAUGACGGCGUCUUGGCUCAUGGGGGUGUUCGUCUUCGCUCUGCUCAUUGGACAGAUCCGGGACAUCGUGGCAACGGCGACGCGGAACCAGAACGAGUACCGGAAAGUGAUGGACCAAACGCAGGCUUACCUCCACCGCCUCAACCUUCCCCCCCUUCUGCAGGAGCGCGUCAGGCUGUGGUUCACCUACACGUGGCAUAACCAGAAGACGUUGGACGAGAUGAGAUGCCUCCAGUCCCUGCCGCGCAAAAUGAGGACAGACAUCGCCAUCAACGUGCACAUCCAGACGCUCUCCAAAGUUCAGCUGUUUCAGGACUGCGACAAAGCGCUGCUCAGGGACCUCGUGCUUAAACUCAAACCGGUGUUAUAUUUACCCGGGGACUACGUGUGUAAAAAGGGAGAAGUAGGGAAGGAAAUGUACAUCGUGCAGACCGGCCAAGUGCUCGUGAUGGGCGGCGAGCGAGGAGACGUGGUUCUGGCGACGCUCGGGGAAGGAAGCGUCUUCGGGGAGAUCUCGCUGCUCGCGCUCGCUGGAGGGAAUCGACGCACGGCUAAUGUACGGUCUCGCGGGUUCAGUAGUCUCUUCGUCCUGAGCAAGUCUGACCUUCAGGCUACGAUCAAGGAUUAUCCGGAGGCACAAGAAAUUCUCAAGAAAAAGGCAAAGCGACUGAUCAAGCAGAACCAAGCACGGGAGAAACAAGAACCUCCAGCAGACGAGAACGUGAUCAUCAAAUCCAGGGAGAGUACGCCUAAGUUACUCCAUACUGUGUUGCAGGUGGUGCGUCCGGACUCCUACACCGCCAGCGUCAUCCGGCGAUACUCCCGCACUUUCUCCCGCUCGACUCUCGACAUCCCCUCGUUCGAUUCCAUGUCCGAGACCGGUGGAUGGCCGUGGCUUCCGUCUCCUCGCCAGCUCAUGUCUUCGGCUUCCCUCGAGGUCCCUACUAGAAGCAGUAGGAGGUCUGCCAGGGGGUCAUUCAGGUUGAAUUCUCACGCGUAG
Penaeus indicus is the source of this 2727-nucleotide messenger RNA. RefSeq names its product cyclic nucleotide-gated cation channel beta-3-like (gene CngB). Lineage: Eukaryota; Metazoa; Arthropoda; Malacostraca; Decapoda; Penaeidae. Gene Ontology annotation, cellular component: plasma membrane; intracellular cyclic nucleotide activated cation channel complex. Gene Ontology annotation, biological process: monoatomic cation transmembrane transport. The coding region runs from base 1 to 2727 and encodes 908 amino acids. Gene Ontology annotation, molecular function: intracellularly cGMP-activated cation channel activity; intracellularly cAMP-activated cation channel activity; protein-containing complex binding. The record is from RefSeq and is a predicted model, not a curated record. The transcript is spliced from 16 exons.